AAACAAGGCAAAAUGAAAAUAUGUUUUGUGUGCAUGUAAAUGUUGCUCUGAAAUGAAUGAAAUAACUGCUCCAGAAGGGCAGAAACGCCCCACCCCCUCUCAAAAAAAGUUGUGGUGAUUAAGAUGGCCCUCUACGUUACAAACUUGUUAACAACAUGUGUAACCUUAAAUAUUCCCGAGUGGAAAUAAGUUCGGAGGAACUCAAUUGAAAUAGCAAUUGGAGCAGGUAUUUCAUUUUUCCUUGAUGUCAAAUAGUAUAUAUUUGUUUUAUAAUGUCUAGUAAAUAUGGUCGGCCAUAUUCCAUUGUCAGGACAUUUCGUUGUUUUUCUUGUGCACAACGAACACUUCCAGCAGUACCACGAACGAUUUUAAACAGAACGUUGGACUCUCACCAUGCCGCAACUCCGGGGUCAGGGAUCCACUCCGUCCGUCGUCGAUCAUUUUUAUUCGCGGCGAAUUCGGGAGGAGCUUGUCGGGAGAGCGGGCGACCGGCGUUAACAACUUCUUCAUCUGGGAUCUGUCGGAGUUUUUCAGACAAGGAUGACAAGAAUGUUAGAGCAUUGUUUAUUCCUGUUCCUGUAAAACCUGCUAAUAAUCCAGAUGACAUAAACAUCGGUGAAGAGCUUGGUGCAAAUUUGAAGAACAAGAAAGAUGAAUUGAUGAAGAUUCUCACAAAGUUUUCAAAAAGGCCAACUAUCCAGAGGCUUGCCGAAGAAGAAGGAUUAGAUGAUAACCUCUUUCAUCAAAGUUUCAUGAGCUUCAGGAAAUACAUCACAGAGGUGGAGUCUGUGGAGCCUGAUCUGCAUAUUAUUCUUAGUGACAUUCUGGUAGGGGCGGGGCAUAUAGAUGACAUCUUUCCAUACUUCAUACGCCAUGCCCGCCAGAUCUUUCCUGCCCUGGAUUGCAUGGACGAUCUGAAAAAGAUCAGUGACCUCACAGACCCAGCCCAAUGGUACCCUGAAGCUAGAGCCAUUGAAAGGAAGGUUGUAUUCCAUGCAGGACCUACUAACAGUGGGAAGACAUACCAUGCCUUAGAGAGAUUCAGCAGUGCAAAGUCUGGAGUCUACUGUGGUCCAUUGAAGCUGCUGGCCAGUGAAGUACACAAGAAGACUAAUGAUAGGGGUAUCAUGUGUGACUUGGUAACAGGGGAGGAGAGGAAGUACGCUCACCCAGACUCUAUCCCGUCAUCUCAUGUAGCAUGUACAGUAGAGAUGACCAGUGUUUCCCAACCAUAUGAGAUAGCAGUCAUUGAUGAAAUCCAGAUGUUAAGAGACCCUUCCAGAGGUUGGGCAUGGACAAGAGCUUUACUCGGAGUUAAUGCCAAAGAGAUUCAUCUAUGUGGAGAGCCAGCUGCUAUUGAUCUUGUCAAAGAACUCACUCUAUCAACGGGUGAUGAGCUUGAGAUACGACAUUAUAAAAGGCUGACGUCGCUACAAAUCUUGGAUCAACCAUUAGGAAACCUUGAGAAUGUGAAACCAGGUGAUUGUAUCGUUGCAUUCAGUAAGAAUGAUUUAUAUUCAAUCAGUAGACAGUUAGAAGCUAUGGGAAAGGAGUGUGCUGUUAUCUAUGGAUCAUUACCACCAGGUGCCAAACUGAGUCAAGCAGCAAAGUUCAAUGACCCCGAUGACCCCUGUAAGAUACUGGUUGCCACCGAUGCUAUUGGAAUGGGGCUCAAUCUGAGUAUUAAGAGAGUUAUCUUUAACAGUCUAAUCAGGCCAUACAUUAAUGAGAAAGGAGAGAAAGAGAUGGAUAGACUGACUACCUCACAGGCGCUUCAGAUAGCUGGUAGAGCAGGGAGAUAUGGUACUCAGUUUGAGGAAGGGGAAGCUACUACCUUCCAUGCUGAUGAUUUACCCCUCCUCAAAGAGAUUCUAGCCUGUCCUGUUGAGAAGAUAGAAGCAGGAGGUCUUCACCCUACAGCUGAACAGAUUGAACUCUUCGCCUAUCAUCUACCUGAUGCAACUCUAUCAAAUCUCAUCGAUAUCUUCAUCACACUGUCUCAAGUAGAGAAGAAUUACUUUGUAUGCAAUGUGGAUGACUUCAAGUUCUUAGCUGAUAUGAUUCAGCAUGUUCCUCUUCAUCUACGAGCCAGAUAUGUCUUCUGUUGUGCCCCUAUCAAUAGGAAACUACCUUUCAUCUGUACAAUGUUCCUCAAGUUUGCAAGGCAGUAUAGUAGAAAUCAACCUAUCACCUUUGACUGGUUCUGUCGAUCCGUUGGAUGGCCUCUAGCAGUCCCUAAGAACAUCCGUGAUCUGAUGCAUCUAGAAGCAGUUCAUGAUGUCAUGGAUCUAUAUCUAUGGUUAAGCUAUCGAUUCAUGGACAUGUUCCCAGACACCGUCCUCAUACAGGACGUCCAAGCUGAGCUAGAUAAUAUCAUUCAGAUGGGUGUGAUUAAUAUCACCAAGCUAAUAAGAGCCAGUGAGACCAGGUCUAACGGGAUGACGUCAAUACCAGAUCCUGAUAUAGAACAGAAAAAGAGCCAUGGAAAAAAAGGUGAUGUGGCUUCAUCAAAAGACCAUUCUGAAGGAGGAGCAGACAGUGUCACUAGUCACAGGAAAUCAAGAGAUUCCUACAAAGGUAGCCACACCAAGCCUCGUCAAAGACCCCAUACCUUGGACAUGGAAGGUCAGUCUAGAGAUGACCUGUCUCAGAAGCUUGGUGGACUGUCUGGACGAUUGAGCCAGGAACUGGUCAAACAAGGUUUACUGUCUGAAGACAUGCUGGAGAAGCUACAAGCGGAGUGGAAGGAAGCUAGCCGCAAGACUAGAUUGGACUUUGAUAGGGAGGAUUUUGAUGAUGGGAGCGGGAGUGAAAGCACUGGAAGGUCUGGUGGUAGAUCAAGGAGGAAACAGACUAAACGGAAGAAAUGAUGAAUUCUGAUGUAAUACCAUUCUUUUCUCUUGGACUUAACAGAGUAUCAAUGCUCUGCUCAUUGAAUAUUUGUAAUGUCACUUUAUGAAAUUUGGGGUUAUAUUAAUUUCCAUAAUUUAUGAUCAAAUCUUUAAGUGAGAUAGAACAUUUGCUGUCCACCUUGUGUAUUUAAGAACAAUUUGCACCCUUGAAGCCUUUUUCUAACCUUUUCUAUUGUUCAUUAAAAGUAUAAUUGACAAUUUGAGGCACUUCAACACUUCCACUUGAGAAUUACAUUUUAUUACAAGGUACUUGAGAAUUACAUUUUAUUACAAGGUAAUCCAAAUUUAGAGGGGUGCUAACAAAAAAUAAAUUGAUCUAACAAUUCAUCGUCUUGAGUAUAAAAUAGAACACCCUCAACUUUUCAAUGAUACCUUACAUGUAUCUCUGAAAUAAUGCACGAAUCAAUAAAUCAAUGUUCAAAACAAUGAGUACAAAUUUACAAUUUUCCAAGUUUUGACAAAUAAGACUUAGAUUUAAACUAUCACUGAUGCCUGAGUUGACAAACCGGUAUUUUAUUAAUUGAACCUUGAAACUUAAUAGACCUGUGAUAGGCUAUACUAGUGAAUGCAAGCCUGAAGAGGUUGGUUUGUUUUCUUUACUGACCUACUGUGACUUGAGACAUCAAUCACAUUCACUCUACUACCAUUAAAAAAAAAAUAAGUCUGGACCUGUUGUCUUAAGAAUGAUAUUUUCAGUCAUGUGAUGUGUCAGGGGUAUAACUAAUGCAUCAGAAGAAAACUUAAUUGUUUUUUUUUACUAUCCAGGUUAAUUCAAAUUGAUAAAUCAAUCAAAGUUUUUAUCACAAAUCCUCCAGAUUUGGAUUGCCUUUAUUUUAUACACACUAUGGAUGAUGUUUCUGUUCUGUUUCUGUUAUGGUAACUCCUGUAGGAGCUCUGCUUGACAGCUUUCUGCUGUUAUAACGCCAAUCUUUAUUUCUCAAGCCGAUCAAAAAGACUCUUUAAAAACAGCAUAAAUGCAGUAUAAACAGUUUGUAGAGCAGCUCAUCACAGAAUGUGUAGAUGUUCCAUAAUGCAUUGAGGUAAAAUAAAAUACAUGCUAACUAAUCAUUACAGUGAAAAGGAAAAAUAAAAGGAUGUGUUCUAAAAAUAAUGAAAGGCUUGUGAGGCACACCUCAAAACGCCUAGAGGCCUGCAGGCAAGGUAGCAUGAAUAAGAAAAAAAUAGCUAUAGAUAAAAGAAAAGAACACAGGGUUGGAGCAAGAGACUGAGAAAAGGGGUCAAGUAAAGAGAAGAGAGAAGGAGAAGAGGUAGAUGUAAAAGGGAAUAAAAGGGAAAGUGAUAAAUAGAGAAGUGAAGAAUAAGAUGAGCAAGAGAGACUGGAUAAAAAUAUGCAAGAACAUGAAGUACUAACUACUCAAAUUUGUUUGUUGCUAAAGUACCCCCCCCCCUGCAUAUUGGAAUUGAAUUCUUUUAGAAAAAAAAUAUGACCAGGGGCCUAUUUUAUAUAGACUAGCAAUUAUUGUAUCUCUGUCAUGAUUGUUAACUACCAUGGUAACCUUGAUUAUGAUUGGCUGAUGAGCCCAGUUACCAUGGUAGUUGCCAUAAUGGCAAAGUUACCAUAUUUUAACUCUUUAUGAAAUGGGCCCCAGAAUUUAACAUAAAAGAGUACUAAUAUAAAUUGAUUAUACAUGUAUUCACUUACAUUUUGAAAGCAGGGAAUAUGUAUGUUGUGCAUUGUCUUUACCACAUCAUCAUUGUAGUAUGUAUUUCACAUGAAAAAAAUAUUUCAUACUCAUAUUCAGUGAUUCAAAUGAUUACACCUUUUGAAAAGGAAAAUGAUUAUAAAUCAUGUCAGUCUAUUGAAAUGAGAUAUUUUAUUCUUCAUUUCAAAGAAAAUAUUAUUCAAAUUAUGCAACUCUUGACCCUGUGUGUGUUUUGUUUCAUUCUUUAAAUGUUUCACUACUGGCUGUAUGAAAUAAAAAGAAACACAGAUUUUA
Messenger RNA from Lytechinus pictus (painted urchin), 4870 nucleotides. Its product is annotated as ATP-dependent RNA helicase SUPV3L1, mitochondrial-like. The transcript is spliced from 15 exons. Lineage: Eukaryota; Metazoa; Echinodermata; Echinoidea; Temnopleuroida; Toxopneustidae. Gene Ontology annotation, cellular component: mitochondrial degradosome. The record is from RefSeq and is a predicted model, not a curated record. Gene Ontology annotation, molecular function: ATP binding; RNA helicase activity; hydrolase activity, acting on acid anhydrides. Gene Ontology annotation, biological process: RNA catabolic process; mitochondrial RNA 3'-end processing. The coding region runs from base 273 to 2870 and encodes 865 amino acids.